GUCACAGCCCAGGGACAACAUUCUGCGAUCCAUGUUUCAAGGGGGAAAUCCUUCCUCCGGGUCGUCUGGACCCUUGGUGAAGAGGCUUCGGCUGACCAAGAAAACUCCCCCCCCCCCCCGGGACCAGUUCCAAGUCUCCUGCCAAGGGGAAGGGCCAGGGUCCCUCCGCCACAGAGAAGGUGCCUCCACCCACUCCCGCCAUAGAGAAGAUGGCCCCACCUCCCUCGCGGCCUCCUGUCUCUAAAUGGGAACUGGAGGUACCAACCGGGACCUUGCCAGCUCCGGUUCCCACUGUGCGCAUCCCAGUCAACACUCAGGCCCUGGAGAAAAUUCCCGAGGCCUUUCGAGGGACGGUUUAUGAAACCGCGACCUAUAUGGUGGAUCACUGCUACAAUGCCACCCCAAAGGAUCUGCGGGAGAUCGAGACGAGGAGCCCCGAGAACGUUAUGGAGUCUUCACUGGGGAUGACCCUCACGGCGGCUUUGGCCCUACAUCGAAGCAUAGCUCGGUCCUGGGCCAGGUUUGACGAGGUCAAGGGCGAGUUCCAGACUGCCAAGGCCGAUCUUAUGUCUACUCAACAACAAGAGCGAGAUGCCAAGGCUGCCCUGGCGACUGCCCGGGAAAGCCAGAAGGUCGCGUAGGCCGCCUUGGUUGCUGCGCAGGCCGAACUGGAGGCAUCUCGGGCCA
Messenger RNA from Humulus lupulus (European hop), 687 nucleotides. RefSeq lists its product as uncharacterized. The transcript is spliced from 2 exons. The record is from RefSeq and is a predicted model, not a curated record. Lineage: Eukaryota; Viridiplantae; Streptophyta; Magnoliopsida; Rosales; Cannabaceae. Bases 210 to 641 code for a protein of 143 amino acids.